GCAACUUGCUUCUUGUCUUGUCUUCUCUCUUCUUUCUCUCUUCUUUCUCUCUUCUCUUCUCUCCUAUUGCAGCACUCACAAAAUCUAUUAACACAAGAUAGAAGAAGAUAAACUCAUAUAAAUCUUUUGGAUUUUGGAUUUGGAUCUGAUCAUAAAGUGUUGGUGACCUUCUGUAGCAGGUGGGGAAGUACAUCAUUUUCAUGGAUCGUUAUUCGAGGAGGAACUUAGAGGAUCUUGUUGUGCCUAACUAUCAAGAGACAUCAGAUUCAUACCCUUCUCCUGAUAUGUGGGGUACUACUACUGGAUGGAACAUGAACUCCUCUGCAGCUGUUGCUGAGAAAUGCUUUGAUUACGAUGUCAUUAACAAUGGUUUCAGUGGAGGAUUGUACAGUCAGAUGGAGAUGGGCGCGAGUGACCAAGUUGAAGAAGAAACAAAGAGGUUAAAGGCUAGUGGUUGUUUUGACCGUUCCCUUCAUGAUUUCGAUGAAAUCCAACAGAUGGAUGACAUGUUCUUUUCCAUUUUGGAGGAUGUUCCUGGGAAUGAGAAUUUUCAUUCUUUCAAGGAGUCUGAUAAUAGCAACACCACGACUUCCUCCUCUGCGUAUCUUGAAAAUACCGAUGGCAGAGAAGUCCCUAUGUUCCAUUACAACUGGGAAACUUGUCAAGACAUGCCACUUAUGGAGGAAGCUCCAAUGAAUCUGUGUGAAGAUAACAUGGAGGAGGCAUCUGCUGAAGAAGUGGUGUUGCAGGAUCUACAAAGGGCUACAGAAAAGUUGACUGAUGAUACCCGCAAGUGCUUCCGUGAUACCUUUUACCGGCUUGCAAAGAACUCACAACAGAAGUCAGACUCCAACUUGGAGGAGUUCCUUGAGGAUAGAACCAGUAGCAACACUGCUGAACUGGAAACAAACUCAAUGGACAGAGCCAUUGCCAACCUCACAUUCAACAAGAUGGAAUCCAACAUGAGAAAUAUGCCUCCACCAAAGAGACUUUCUUCUAUUCAAGGAUAAAGAGAGAGGAGUUUCGAAACAAAAACCUCAUCAUAUAAUCUUGGGAAAUAACUUAUGUGUAUAUAAUAUAUAUGUGUGUUUUGCUUGUCUUCCCAAGCUUCAGUUUUGAUCUGUUUCAAACACACACUCUACUCUGCUUCUGGAUUCCAAAUUUCUUGAUGCACUAUGUAUUAUUUACUGAGUGAACCCUCUGGCCCCUGAAAGUACAUUACCCCAUGUA
Molecule: messenger RNA, 1230 nt
Organism: Camelina sativa (false flax)
Lineage: Eukaryota; Viridiplantae; Streptophyta; Magnoliopsida; Brassicales; Brassicaceae
Product: protein LNK4
Biological process (GO): circadian rhythm; regulation of DNA-templated transcription
Source: RefSeq, a predicted model, not a curated record